AUGUCUUUGCGGCAACGGAAUGUGCCUCUGGGAGAGAAAUCAACCCUGUCCGCCACCCCUAUCUCACUACCAUCCACACCCAUUUCUAGCUCCUCCACAGAAUCAUCUGAGACCAAAAGCAAAUCAGAGUUAUAUUUCAACAGGAACAGAAAAAGUAAAAGAUAUUUGAAUAUCGCCCCAUUGAACAUUCCCAUGAGCAGACGUUUGGAGACUAUAGGAAUCAUUUGGCAUACUGUUUCCAUUCCGUUUUUCUUCACCUUGUGUUUGUUUCUAGUGUAUCUUGGGUGGGUCUCAUGGUUGCUAAUCAUACUUCCUUAUUUUAUCUGGUGGUACGGAUUUGAUUUACAUACCCCUACAAAUGGAAAGGCCAAUUACAGAGUCCGAAACUGGGUGAAGAACCUAAUAGUUUGGGAAUGGUUUGUUAAUUACUUUCCCAUCCGUGUGCACAAGUCCUGUGAAUUUGAACCCACCUUCUCGGAGGUGGUUGAGGACGAAGACAAUUUGGAUGAUGACGACGAAGAGGAUUUGAUCAACGAAAACUCCACCACCAUACGCUUGAACAAAGUCGAUAAUGUCAAGUAUAGAACGGUUUCCAAUGGUCCUAGAUACGUGUUUGGGUACCAUCCGCAUGGAGUUAUAUCUAUGGGAGUUAUGGGAUUGUUUGCCACGAACAUCCUCCGUAAUGAGGCGUUUGAACCUCCUGCACGGUUUCUUCGGUUCUUGUUCUACGAUCCUUCAAAGCACAAACCAUUACUCCCUAACAUUGGGAAUAUCUUCCCGUUAACCUUGAAUACCCAAUUCACUUUGCCAUUCUACAGAGAUUACUUGUUGAGUUUGGGGUUGACAAGUGCAUCAGCCGUAAACAUCAAAAGCUUGAUCAACAAUGGUGACAACUCAGUUUGUAUUGUGGUUGGUGGAGCGCAGGAAUCGUUAUUGAACUCUGGAAAUAAUGAACGCAAUGUGUCGAAAGAAAUCAAAUUGGUGCUAAACAAAAGGAAAGGAUUUGUGAAGUUGGCUAUUGAGCUUGGAAACAUCAGUCUUGUACCAAUUUUCGGGUUUGGAGAGGCAGAUAUUUACAACAUUAUACAGCCGAAACCGGGAACCAUUGGUGACACGUUCCAGAAGUGGCUCAAAAAGAACUUUUCCUUCACACUUCCAUUCUUCAGUGCCCGAGGCAUCUUCAUAUACGAUUUUGGAUUCUUGCCUUACAGAAAUCCUAUAAAUGUGUGUAUCGGAAGGCCUAUAUAUGUACCACCGAACUUGAGAUCCAAAGUACCGCAAGAACUAUUGGAUCACUACCACAAAUUGUAUGUGGAUGAGUUGAAGCGGGUCUUUGAGGAAAACAAGUGCAAGUUUGGCUACGAAAAUGUCGUGUUGAACAUUGUAGAAUAA
This is a messenger RNA of Yamadazyma tenuis ATCC 10573, 1392 nucleotides long. The record is from RefSeq and is a predicted model, not a curated record. Lineage: Eukaryota; Fungi; Ascomycota; Pichiomycetes; Serinales; Debaryomycetaceae.